Molecule: messenger RNA, 5160 nt
Organism: Annulohypoxylon maeteangense
Lineage: Eukaryota; Fungi; Ascomycota; Sordariomycetes; Xylariales; Hypoxylaceae
Product: glycosyltransferase family 1 protein
Exons: 7
Coding region: 619-4641 (1340 amino acids)
Biological process (GO): carbohydrate metabolic process
Molecular function (GO): UDP-glycosyltransferase activity; hexosyltransferase activity
Source: RefSeq, a predicted model, not a curated record
AAAUAAAGCAAAUGCGGCACGAAACGUACCAAUAAACGACAACUAUAAAGCGGCCAACACGUCACUUGAAGGGGGCAAGUGCAGCGUAAUGCCAAGUUCGUUGAGACGUCCACGGGUGGGCUACCUCUAAUGCGGUAGCGCUAUUAGCUACAAACCGGGUGCCUAGAUGCGGAAGCGGGUCGCGAAAGUCGCAACGCUUCGCCUCCUAGAACAGCAUCAUUGCGGUACCUGACAUCACCGCGCCAGGUACCUACAUUAUGCCCCUACAUCUACUACAUCUACCUCCUCAGCUCCUCUAUCAUGGACCUGACAAUCUUUCCUCGAUAAGUCCCAAUUGCAGAAUAUUACUCAUUCUUUUUCUUCUUCUUCGACUUCUACUUCGUUUUUCCUUGUGAUACCUGACUAGGUCCUCAAUAUUCAUUUAUUGCUUCAUGUGAUACCCCUCCUUAGUCAUUCCCCUCUUCCCGUCUCAAGCCACUAGCGCGCAGCAUUAGAAGUAUCUUUACAGGAUUCUCUUCACUACACAAACCUAUAUACUCUAACCGCUCCAUGUAACUACCUUAACAACCUUUGAAAUUUACGUUCCGCAUGUUGUCCUAAACUUCGAGAUUUAUAACUAUGUCGAUUAUCGACGAGAAGAGCGCCGGAAAGGCGGACGAAGCUGCUCAAGCUCCUCGUCGUACCUCUCCCCACAAUCCACCCGAUGUUGUUACGCCUGAUGUCUUUAGCGACGGGCCUAUACCUGUCGAAGCCGAGCUAGGAGCUGAGGAGGAUGUUCCUCCAGCUUACAGCGAGAUGCACGAUCAGUUUUCCCUUCACCAAACAGGGUUCGACGCAGGGGCUGCUGUUACGGAUGAUGGCCGAGUCAACAUCAAUAUCAAUCAGACGAGCAGGCAUUUAGCCGACUUCAUAGCUCCCGCUUUACGCAAUCAGCUGAGAGAGAGCAUCGAACCCACUGAAUCUACUCUCCCACCUGCCUAUAUCCCCCCCAGUUUAGGUGGCCAACCAGGUCAGACCCCACCGCCUCGAUUAAACGUCGUUAUACAGAUUGUGGGUUCAAGGGGUGACGUGCAGCCAUUUGUUGCGCUAGGGCAAGUUUUGAAGAAUACAUAUGGUCAUCGUGUCCGAGUAGCUACGCAUUCCACCUUCCAGAAAUUUGUCGAAGAAAAUGGCUUGGAAUUUUUCAAUAUCGGUGGUGACCCCGCCGAACUCAUGGCUUUCAUGGUCAAGAAUCCGGGGUUGAUGCCUGGGAUGGAUGCGUUAAAGAGCGGAGAGAUAACUAAACGAAGAAAGGGAAUUGAAGAGAUCGUUCUUGGCUGCUGGAGAUCUUGCAUAGAAACUGGCGAUGGCCUCGGCCCGGCCCCACGAUUCGAACGUCGGAGUAAAGUGGAUGCUGAACGCGACGAAAGCCCGGCCCCUUUGCCUGAAGAUCCGGGGAAUAAGCCAUUCGUCGCAGAUGCAAUUAUCGCAAACCCCCCGAGUUUCGCACACAUUCACGUGGCUGAGAAGCUAGGAGUACCUCUGCACCUAAUGUUCACUAUGCCUUGGUCACCAACAAGAGCAUUUCCCCAACCAUUGGCAAAUAUCCAGUCGUCAAAUACGGAUGCUGUCACUACAAACUAUGUCUCCUAUGCGCUAGUUGAGAUGAUGACAUGGCAAGGCCUUGGAGAUGUCAUCAACCGAUUUCGUACAAAGAUCCUCGAUCUUGAGCCGCUCUCUAUACUCUGGGCGCCUGCUGUAUUGACUCGCCUUCGGGUCCCUUAUACGUACUGCUGGUCUCCCGCCCUCAUCCCCAAGCCGAAUGAUUGGGGACAGCAUAUCGAUAUCGCUGGAUUUUAUUUCCUCAAUCUAGCAUCGUCUUAUACACCAGAUCCCGAAUUAGCCGCGUUUCUUGCAGCGGGCCCACCCCCCGUUUACAUAGGGUUCGGUUCCAUUGUUGUGGAUGACCCGAAUGGGCUGACUAGAACGAUAUUCGACGCGGUAGCAGAGACCGGAGUUCGAGCUCUUGUUUCGAAAGGAUGGGGUGGGUUAGGAGCAGAUUCGGUUGGUAUACCGGAUGGCGUCUUCAUGCUUGGCAACGUUCCCCACGACUGGCUAUUCCAACAUGUCUCCGCCGUUUGUCAUCAUGGAGGUGCCGGAACCACGGCCGCCGGAAUCAAUGCCGGUAAACCGACUAUCGUCGUCCCAUUCUUCGGAGACCAGCCAUUCUGGGGCGCUAUGGUUGCGAAAGCCGGGGCAGGACCCGAACCCAUUCCAUACAAGAAACUCACCGGUGCAGCACUAGCCGAAGCUAUCCGAGUAGCAACAAAACCAGAGACUUUAGCACGGGCUCGGGAACUCGGGGAGAAGAUACGCGAGGAGAAGGGCACAGAUGUUGGAGCCCAGUACUUCCAUAAGCAUCUCAACGUUGACAGGCUCCGUUGUUCAUUAGCUCCUAGCCGAGUUGCCGUGUGGCGUCUUCGGCGAACCCAAGUUUUCCUUAGCGCGUUGGCAGGUGCGACACUUGUUAACAACGGAUAUUUGCGAUAUUCGGAUCUGAAACUAUUCCGUGCGAACGAAUAUAGUACCGAGGACCAUCCAACAGAUCCUAUUUCGGCAUGCACGUCGGCGCUACUAGGAGACAUGGGUACCAUUGCCAUGUCUAUGGCUGACUUCCCUAGGGAACUUUUCAAAGCGGCGGUACCAAAAUCAAAGUCUUCCGACAAAGUUGGCGACGACUCAACAACAGUAGCAUCAAGUGAGACUAAUAACGGCACGCCUAGCUUAAAGCCAGGGGACUCUACUACAACACUAGCAGCCUCGGAUUCACUUAGCAUGUAUUCCAAUCCAUUAGCUGCGGCGUCGGAGAACACUAUUUCGACUCCCUUGGCCCCCAUCACCUCGACCGGCACAGGACAUUCAAGAGCACCUUCUGGAACACCAUCUGUAACACACCGUAACCGCACUGACUCGCAUAAAUCAGGGACGGCAUCUCCUAACCUCCUGAGUAAUGAAAACUUCGAGAAUGCAAUCGGUGCCGGCAAGAGUAUCAACACUAUCGUGGCAACUGGGAUGAAGUCACCUAUGAACUUUUGCCUAGGACUCGCGAGAGGCUUCAGAAAUGCGCCAACCCUGUAUAACGACGAUACCGUUCGUCCUGCGGAGAAAGUAACUGAUUUUGCCAGUGGCCUCAAGAUUGCAGGUAAGGAAUUCGGGUUUGGUAUGUUCGAUGGAAUCACUGGGCUGGUGACACAGCCUCUCCGAGGCGCGGAGAAAGAGGGUGCUAUGGGGGCCUUAAAAGGGUUCAGCAAAGGUAUCGGAGGACUGAUGCUUAAACCUGCAGCUGCUAUUUGGUCUAUCCCGGCAUAUACCAUGCAGGGUGUACAUGCUGAAAUUCGAACGUUGUUUGCUCAGAGUGCGCAGAAGUAUAUCAUUGCGGCUCGAAUCGCUCAAAGCCAAGAUGACUUUGUCAACUCAUCACCAGAAGAGCGCGAAGACAUAGAGGUUCGCUGGAUCUCCCAGAAAGAAAAGAUGAAGGGGUUUUACUCGUGGAAGCAAAAGGAGAAGGGAAAGGCUCGAGACGAUUCUCCUGCUUCAUCGAAUCAUGGGUCGGCUAUUACAGAGCAAAUUGUCGGCAACGAGCCUCCGAAAACGGGAUGGCUCAACACACGGAAUCUAUCCUACGAGGAACGGAAGAAACUACAGGAACAGAAGAAAGCAUGGAAAAAGAAACGAGCAGAAGCGGCAGCGACAGGGGGUACAUUUAUUGAAGAGCUUCCGACCGCCAAUAGUUCACGAAACGACGUAAAUUUCGAAGAAGCAAUCCUAACCGCGGUACGAGAAACCUCUCGUGGGGACGCAUUCGAAGAUUCUCGGGUGGAACAAGCGAUUCGAUCGAGCGUCAGGUUAUUAAGAAGCAGAUCAACGACGUUAACGUCACUUGCCUCGACAGCCUCUCGUGGUACUCAGGGCACACAGGAUUCUGGAUACAUUUCUAUGAUUGAUCCUAGACGUACACAGCCAAAUUAUGAUAUCAAACAACCAAUACCUGUACCUGGGCCAGAGCUACCACCCCGCAUAUCGGAAGAUCUGAUGGAUAUUACCGAGGAGGAGUAUCAAGCCUUAAUUGAGCAAGCCGUUCAGUUGAGUAUGGCCGAGGAGCAAGGAAGUGGAGUUCAGAGACACGACGUCGAUAGUAGCGAGGACGAGGACUUCAAACGGGCCCUGGAGAGAUCACAAACGGACCGUAGCACAGAGGAUCAGAGCGAGGAAGACUAUAAGAAGGCCAUCCAAGCUUCUGAAACAGAACGCGGAAGCCCAGACGAAGAAGAGGAACUAAGAAAGGCAAUCGAAGCCUCGCAGGUAGAACAAACCCAGGGAGUCACCGACGACGAUGAAAUGCGCCGCGCCAUUGAAGAGUCAGAGAAAGCACACAAGGAGCAACUAGCGCGUGCUUCGACGCUAAGGACGGAAGAGGAUAUCGUGUUGGAAUACGUCAAGAAGCAGAGCCUUGCAGAAGAAGAGUUCCGUAAGGCUAAGGGGAAACAAGCAGAUACCGCCGUCGAGGACGAGGAGCUUAGGCGCGCGUUGGAGGAGAGCUUGAAGACGGAAAGUGGGGUUAAACGUGGGGGUGGCGGAGGUGGAGGUCCGUCGCAGUUCUGAUCCAUGUAUGACAGUGCGAGGAGUGUGAGAAUGGAUACGAGCAUACGAUAUUGAUACCCUUCUUUAAUUAAUGUCCAGGAAAAAGAAAUAGCAGGUUGAUUGCGACCACGACUUUUGUUUUGGGACUUUGGUGACGGUGAUUUGUGUGUGCGUGAAUGUGAAUGUGAUGGAGUUGCUGGUUUUGGAUAUGAGGUGGGGGAGUCCGGGAAAGGAAAAGUAAUGGUGUUGGAGACCGCGUCUGGAUCUUGGUCGGGUAGGCGGGUUGGAGACUAGGUGAUUGCUAGAUUCUUUAAUAAAGAGACUAGUAUUGCAGGUAGGAUAUCGUGAAUGAAGGUUUUUUACGAUUCUAUUGAUGAGUCAUCUUAGUCAUUAUCACUGUUAUCACUGCUAGUGAUGCCGGAGGGAAUUGGCCCAUCACGUAAGGAGUGUAAUGUGGCCUCAUUUAUGACGAAUGGAGUAGGGGGGAGGCGAUAGAUCAUACGUAGAAGGAGGCAUGGGGAAAAGUGAUAUAAGGCUGUG